This is a messenger RNA of Drosophila santomea, 2934 nucleotides long. RefSeq names its product flocculation protein FLO11. Lineage: Eukaryota; Metazoa; Arthropoda; Insecta; Diptera; Drosophilidae. Gene Ontology annotation, cellular component: RNA polymerase II transcription regulator complex. The coding region runs from base 452 to 2455 and encodes 667 amino acids. Gene Ontology annotation, molecular function: transcription coactivator activity. Gene Ontology annotation, biological process: positive regulation of transcription by RNA polymerase II. The transcript has a single exon. The record is from RefSeq and is a predicted model, not a curated record.
UUUUUAUUGCACAUAUUUUUGUAGCUCCUUGUGAAGCUUACUUUAAAAAGUAGCAGAGUCCUCAGAGAAAAUGAAAAAUGCACCAUAAAAACUUGGAUGUGUAAGCGUGUAUUUGGCCAUUUUGGACUGUUUGUUAUCACACAAAGUCUUUGGCGAGUGUUCGCUGUGAGUCGUGCUUUUGGCCAUUUAAUAAUCCGCACCGAAAUAAGAUGUGUUUUGCAUGAUUUCAUUGUUGGCCAUCUGCAUUAGCAUUCCCCCGCUCCAUGGAAUUUUUAACAUCUGGCAGAUGGUAGAUGGUAUAUGGCAUAGUGGCAUAUCGCACCAAUUAAGGGGAGAGCUGCCAACUAUAAAUGCAGACGGGCUUUGCAAGAUGGUCAUCAGUUAAUCGGUUACGUUCGCUCGGUGCACCUCUAGCUUCCUCAGAUUCAGUGACCAGUGACCCCCAGUGAAGAUGGUAAGUGGCCAUCUCAAUUCCCCAUUAAUUUUUUUCCUUUUUUUUUACGUGAUUUACCAAGUGAUAUGUGGUGUCUUUACUCUCUCUCUUGUCCAGAAACCCUUUGCCUUUAUCGUUGUGGCUGCGCUCAGCUUGGCUGUGGUCAGUGGACGCCCGGGCGCCCAGUAUCUGCCACCUCUGCCGGUUAAGGAGGUGUCCGCUGCGCCGAGCUUCCAGCAGCUGGUGCAGACUCAGCUGCAGCAGCACAUCCAGUCGCAGAUCCAUCCCCAGGUGGAGUCCAUUCAGGCCUCGGUUCCGCUGGCCAGCUUCACCAUCCAGUCGAGUGGACAGCAGCAAUAUCAGAGUGCACCAGCUCCAGCUCCAGUUUCCAUUCCAGCUCCAGCUCCAGUUUCCAUUCCAGCACCUGCUCCAGUGGUAAUCUCCGCUCCAGCUCCAGCUCCCGUCGCUGCUCCCGUAGAGUUUCAACAGCCAGCUCCGCAGGUGAUCUAUGAAGCACCCAAGCCGGUGAUUGCCACCCAGACGGCGGUGAAGAACGCCUAUCUACCGCCCACUCCUGUCCAGCAAUUUGUGCCCGCUCCGGAGCCAGUGGUUGCGACCAUUGCACCACAGCAGGAGACCAUCACGACCACUUACACAGCCCCAGCACCCGCUCCAAUUGCCAUUCCAGUUCCUGCAGUGCAGGAACAGCACCAGGUGAUCCAGCAGACCUACUCCGCUCCAGCUCCUGCUCCUGCUCCAGUGGUCCAGCAGUCCUACUCCGCUCCAGCUCCCGCUCCCGUGGUCCAGCAGACAUACUCCGCACCCGCACCAGUUGUACAGGAGCAGACUAACACCGCUCCCGCUCCCGCUCCUGUGCAGGCGGUGCAGCAGACGUAUUCAGCUCCCGCUCCAGUGGCCCAGGAACAAUUCUACAGCGCUCCGGCUCCUGUCGCUCAGCAGACUUACUCCGCUCCUGCUCCGGCUCCUGCUGCAGCUCCAGCUCCAGUUCAGGAACAAUUCUAUAGUGCUCCUGCCCCAGCUGUUCAGCAGUCUUACGCUGCUCCGGCUCCUGCUCCAGUCGUUCAACAGUCGUACUCCGCCCCUGCUCCAGUAGCUCAGCAGUCUUACUCCGCUCCAGCUCCAGCCGUCCAGGAGCAAACUCAGGUGGUUCAGACCUACAGUGCUCCGGCUCCGGCUCCCGCUCCAGUUGCUCAGCAGACUUAUUCCUACCCAGCUCCAGUGGUGCAGCAAGCGCCAGUGGUUCAGGCAUUGGCUCAGCAGGCACCUGUGGUUCAGCAGAGCUACUCUGCUCCAGCUCCCGCUCCAGUGGUUCAGCAGACAUACUCCGCUCCCGCUCCCGUGGUCCAAGAAACUAUUCAGCAAGCUCCAGUGAUCCAUCAGGUUCAGCAGAGCUACUCGGCUCCAGCUCCUGUUCCUGCUCCUGUGGUUCAGCAGACAUACUUCGCUCCAGCUCCCGUGGUUCAAGAGACCAUUCAGCAAGCCCCGGUGAUCCAGCAGAGUUACUACGCUCCAGCUCCCGUUUCCAUUCCUGAGCCCGUGCAGCAGAUUGUGCAGCAGCCACAGUACAGUGGUUACUCCUACCAGACUCCUCAGCAGACUUCAGCACCAGCUCCGGUUCAGGUGUCCGUUCCUGCUCCAGCACCCGUGGUGAUCUCAGCUCCGGCUCCAAUUGCUAUCCCUGCUCCAGCUCCAGUUGCAGCUGCAGCUCCAGUUCCAGCUCCUGCCCCAGUUCAGCUGCAGCAGUCCUUUGUGCCAGCACCACCUGCCCCCAUCCAAGUGCAGCAGCCAGCCCAACCCAUUGUACAGUACUCACCGCCAGCGGUGCAACAGCAGGUGACCUACACCCAGUCCGCUCCUGCUCCUGCUCCAGCUCCAGUUCAAGUGUCCGCUCCAGUUCAAGUGUCCGCUCCAGCUGCCAUUCCCCAGCAGGCAGUUGCAGUUUCCGGUCCCGUGGAGAUCGGCACCAGCUACGCCGCCAACGGUGGUUACCUGUACAAGUAGGAUGCCCGUGAAAGGACCCCAGCGGAGGUCCGAACUCGCAUCGAGUUGGGGAUUCAACGAUAAUCGCUGAUUCAGCUGAACAACUUAGUGUUACGUAGCCAAUUUUUUAGUACCCUAUCAUUUUUGUAAAACAAUAAAUUGUUUUUGUUAAAAAAAUUUAGUUUUCAUGUAAAUAAUUCAGAUGAUUGGGAGAAGUGGAAAAAGAAUUAUUACCAAUUACUUUUCACUUUUAUGAGCGAUUUAUUUUGAAACUACUGUUCAGUUUCGUUUUAUUGAAAUCGAUAGAAUUACUUUGCCAUUUGAGUGCAUAAAAGAUACUGUGAAAAAUAUAUCCCAGAUAUUUUCUAUAAAUCGUUUAAUACCAGCACUUAUCGCUAAACUUCAUCUUCAAUGUGUGACUUGAAUUAUGACCAUUUCGCCAAACGUUAAGCCACCAAUUUUGAAGUCAACCCAAAGCGGUUUUCAACUAUAAUAAAUGA